Messenger RNA from Molossus molossus (Pallas's mastiff bat), 765 nucleotides. RefSeq names its product intestine specific homeobox (gene ISX). The transcript is spliced from 4 exons. Gene Ontology annotation, biological process: regulation of transcription by RNA polymerase II. The coding region runs from base 1 to 765 and encodes 254 amino acids. The record is from RefSeq and is a predicted model, not a curated record. Lineage: Eukaryota; Metazoa; Chordata; Mammalia; Chiroptera; Molossidae. Gene Ontology annotation, molecular function: DNA-binding transcription factor activity, RNA polymerase II-specific; RNA polymerase II transcription regulatory region sequence-specific DNA binding.
AUGGAGAGUGCCGAGGCAGGCCCUGCUCUCUGCCAGGGUGUGGAGAGGAAGAACUCGGGGUGUGCUGAGGGCCCACGGAAGCUGGGCCUGUCCUUCUCCAUCGAGGAGAUCUUAAAGAGGCCCGCAGAAGGGCGCCACGGGGCCGGACGAGAAGGAGCAGGUGGACCGGGCGCCAGGCAAGCAGCGACGGUGGGCUCCCGGCCAGAGAGGCCCCCACAGGACCAGCCCCAAGAGGACAGGAGGAGCAGGCGGAGGGUCCGAACCACCUUCACCACAGAGCAGCUGCAUGAGCUGGAGAAGACCUUCCACUUCACCCACUACCCAGACAUCCACGUCCGCAACCAGCUGGCAGCCAGGAUCAACCUCCCCGAAGCUCGGGUGCAGAUCUGGUUCCAGAAUCAGCGAGCCAAGCGGCGGAAGCAGCAGAAGACAGGCAGCCUGGGGGCUCUGCAGCAGCUGGAUGAGGCCGACGUGGCCCCGGCCACACAUCUGGACAUGGCCGGCCUCGUGCUGCCGCCCCCUGCACUGUCCAGACUGGCUCCUCCCAUGGGGUGUUAUCCACCGGCUCAAGGUCAGCUGGCCUCUGCCUGGCUUCCCGCCCGGAUCACCCCCUUCCCACGCCACCCAUGGGAGACACCGCCUCUCCCAGGCCCUGUCAUCCUGCAGACCUGCGUCCCUGCCCUCUGCGUCCUUCCUCCUCCACACCCCAAAUGGGGCAGCAUCUAUGCCACUUCGACCAGCGGAGCCACUCUCCUCUCCAGGUGA